UUGUGAAAAAAAAAUAAAGCAAAAGUGAACGGCAGAAAAUGGUUAAUAAUUGUGUAUUAAUAAGUGAUAUUAAAGAAGUGAAAACGAGCACCAGUAGUGAAAUAUAUUGGCUUUAUGGCGCCAGAAAACCCACACGGCAAAAAUGCCGCGCUAAACAGUGUUGUGUGAUAAAGGCGAAAAAAAAACAAGCGACGCCUACAUAAAUUUCUUUCUAUGCAAAUAUUGUGUACAAAUGAGCUGGAGGAGCAUAAAUUAAAGGCACAGCCAUCACUGCCGGUGGCGAAGAAAAGGCCUGGCGGCUCCCGGAAGCUGAAUUAUGACCACUUGGAUGUGUGCUUUACGAAAAGCAAUCGCGGCAACAACCUGCUUACCAUUGACGGCAAACCCUUCACUCUCAAUCGGCGGAUCAGGGACGUCUGCUACUGGGAGUGCGUCAAGCUGCGUUGCAAGUACACCAAGUGCUCCGCCCGCGUGGUGACCAAAUCCGACCAGAUCUCGGCCCUGCGCGGCUACCACAAUCAUCCCUAAAUUACGAAUUACCUGUGCCAUUUAGUCGAAUAAAUCUAUUAACUUUGAACUGAAGCAAAGUCACACCACCUUUCACCUGCAGUUGUAGCUUCUGUAGUGUCUUUCGCAACAAGUAAGCAAGAUCCCCAAUACUAAAUUCCCUUCAUCCUUGCAGCUGUC
Messenger RNA from Drosophila serrata, 687 nucleotides. RefSeq lists its product as uncharacterized. NCBI's taxonomy places the organism in Eukaryota, Metazoa, Arthropoda, Insecta, Diptera, Drosophilidae. The record is from RefSeq and is a predicted model, not a curated record.